Molecule: messenger RNA, 1852 nt
Organism: Paramormyrops kingsleyae
Lineage: Eukaryota; Metazoa; Chordata; Actinopteri; Osteoglossiformes; Mormyridae
Product: von Hippel-Lindau disease tumor suppressor-like
Source: RefSeq, a predicted model, not a curated record
UUUUUUCCCCCGGAUGUUGUUUUCUGAGGACGUGAUAAUGUCGAUGUUGCGUAACGACAGGAAAGUCGAAGUUUUUUGAGUUACUCGUAUUUAGGUAUAUGAAACUUAUCACUGGGAACAAAGAAUUAGGAGCAUCUAGUCAACUUAACUUUUGUUGUUAGUUAAGUGCAUUAGAGAGAUAGAGAGAGGAGACGGUUUGUAACAUUUCCUUCUUGAAAACAUGCCGCAGGAAGCCGAAAAUACAGCCCAAGAAAUACUCCCGCUAAGAUCGCUGAACAGCCGCCGAGAAGUUCGGGUUAUAUUUUGCAACCGAAGCCCUCGCUCAGUCCAACCUAUAUGGAUAGGUUUUAAGGGGGAAUCUGUCCUUUACGAAAUUUUGCAGCCUGGUACUGGCCAUAGAAUGAUGACUUACGUGGACCAUCUGUGGAUGUUCAGAGAUUCGGAGAAAGACGAGCCAAUGAUGGUUAACGGGCAGGAACUGUUUUGCCAGAAGGCCCCGGUAAAUGCUCCGGUUUUGGUGAACAUCACGCUGCCAGUCUUGAGCUUAAAGGAGCGCUGUCUCCAAGUGGUCCGCCGACUGGUCAAGCCAGAGGACUACAGGAAGCUGGAGAUUGCUCACUCUCUUCACGAGGACCUUGAGGACCAGCCUAGUGUGAAGAAGGACAUGCAGCGGAUCUCCUGGAGGUUGGAGCAGCAGCUUCGCCAGGGCAGGGAGAUGCAGCAGACUUGAUGUUGGCUUUGUGCAGCUCUAUAUGCAAUAAAUAAACAAUAAGAGAGGUUACUGCGGUGCUGGAGAGAUAUUGGAAAUGUGAAAGACAUGGGACAGGGACUGAGAUGCGAUGAUAGAUAUGCUUUAUUAUGCAUUAUAUGUACCAUAUGCAGACAUGUAUAUACUACUUGUCUUAAUGUUGUCAAGUCUCCUUCAUUAAAAGUAAAAGGCACAGCUUAGUCCUAUUCACCCAUCACGGAGACUAGUGCAAUUAAUUUUUUAAUUAGCAUAAAUUAAUUUAUUUUUAAUCGUUUUUUUUUCUUUUACACUAAACAAAAUGGAUACCAAAACCUGUGAAUUUUCCGCUUAUAUUUGUAUAUAUUUCUGGAAUACAGUAUUUUUUUGGAGUUAGGAAAUGUGUUAGAUGGUGUUACAGUAAACCAUUCUGAAUGAUCAUGCUCAUGUCUUUCAGUACAUCCCCGGAUUGUGGAAUUUGAUUUGCAUUUGCUGAGAUACUUGGGCUUAAUGUGUUUAAAAUCACCCCGCCCCUGUUAAGACACUACCUUCCCCCUUUGACAAAUCUUACCAUCCCUGGAUGGUAGUCAGACUACAGUUUUGAAAUAUCUUUAUUGGCAGUGCAUAGUAGAUUGGAUAUGCUACUGAUGUGAUGUAAAAACUACUGAGAUGUAAGCAAGCUCUGAAUGUCUUUGGACAGCAGGGUUAAAUUAGACUAUAGUAAGUACUAUGUGCAUUUUUAAGUGAUUUGACUGCUGUGAUUUUAACACAUCUGCUGUUAUAGUAUAAAUGAUGCACUACCAGACUGUAUAAUGGCUUGUACUAGGACAGUCUCAUUGAGAAUUUCUGUUAUUCUCACCUGGUGUUCUUCUGUUUGAGCUAGCUAAUGCAAAGCCAAAUUUUUAUAUUCAGACACAAAAAUGCUAAAUACAAAAUGUAGGAAGAGGUCUUUGAGUUCAAAUGAUUUCUUCGUCCAUUUUCAGGCUGAAGUUGCCUCUAUAAAUUAUGUAAAGUUUAUGAACAGAGAGAAACAAGACAGCACCUUGUUUCACCAAAGCAUUUUGUUUCUUUCAUCAUGUACAAAUAUGUUGUUCUUAAGGAAUCUUUUGAUUAAAUCUGAGGUCACCA